Molecule: messenger RNA, 2504 nt
Organism: Maylandia zebra (zebra mbuna)
Lineage: Eukaryota; Metazoa; Chordata; Actinopteri; Cichliformes; Cichlidae
Source: RefSeq, a predicted model, not a curated record
UAUUCCACUCACCUGCUGCGCAGGGCGGCGGCUCUGUGUUACUUGUCGCUGGAUCGUGGCGCUCGUGUUUCUGUGGAUGUCUAACUUGUGUUCUCUUCCCGUGUACAGACCCUACUGGACGCUUCCCUAUUUUCCCUUGUCUUUGACGUGAGUUAGGAUAUUCGUAUGUGAACGUCAUGUAUCGUACAAAAGAGGACGUGUGAGGGACUGGCGAUUGAGAAGAGGAGUUUUGGACGUGUUCAUUUUUCCCUGGAUUCCCGGGAGCACUAAUUGCCCUGCACUGUUGUUUAUAGCGCCUGGUGUCACUGUAAAUAAACUCUCUUUAAUUAAAACCUUAGUUCUGCGCUAGAGUCUGCUCGUUCACCUUGACAGGAUCAGAAAUUACAAUUUCUUUCAGUUUCUAUUCUUGGUCAUGGAUGGUUUUGUGCGAAACAAACUGACUGAAUGGAAACUAAGUGACUGGAUUGAGGCAUUUGAAGCUCAAGAAAUUGAUAAGGAAAGUCUGUAUCUUCUCAAUGAUCAGGAAAUUGAUCAAUUGAUCACAAAAGCUGGACCUAGAGUAAAAUUCAAGGAUAAACUAAAGCUGUUAAAGGAAGAGCAAAAUACAACUCAACCACAAAAAGAAGCCGUCAAUACUUCUGGUCAAUCUCCAGUCGCAGCUCAACACAGCCCGUUCCUCCUGCACUAUCAGGAGCAGGAUCAGCAGAAACUCCUCAACAGCAACAUUGUACCCCAUCAGGAUUAUCCAUCCAUAAGUGAAAAAGGAAAAAGAAAGUCAGAACUUGAGUUGGGCGAAUGGCAACCAUCUCCUAAACGACAAGACAACUGUGCAGCAGGAUCACAGUCAGAAACAAAAAUACUGUCUGAUGUCAAAGACAUAAUGAGACGUGUCAGUCAAAGACUACAUGGCCGUGACAAGCUCAGCGCUUUCCUAAAGGAUAAAAUCAAAGAUUUGGAGACAGAAAAGAGACACCUGGUUGGUGUCUUUGGUAGAACCGGGGCUGGAAAGAGUUCUUUAAUCAAUGCCAUCAUAAAUAAGGAGGGCCUGUUGCCUUCUGCAAGUGUCAGUGCAUGUACCUCAGUAAUGAUAAAGGUGGAGGCUACCAAUGGAUCAAAGUAUGAGGCACACAUCGAGUUCAUUACAAAAAAGGAUUGGGAAAAUGAGGUGCAGUCCCUAAAACUGGCUCUUGAAGAAGAUGAUGAUGAUGAUGGUGGUAAUGGUGAUUGUCUUGACCGUGAUGAAACGUUAUCAGCGCUGUAUGGAGAAGAGUGGAAAGAAAAAUCAACUCACAGCCUCAUGGACAACAAAUAUUUCAGAGAUAUUCCAGAGUUUCAAAUGUCCAAGAUAAAAAUUUUGGAAAGUGACUCAGCUGAAGGAUUGUCUGAAAAAUUUGUGAGAUAUACAAGAAGUGAGUCAAAUGAGACAGAAGAAGUAAAGAGGUGGUACUGGCCACUUGUGAAGUGUGUGACUGUCAAAGUGCCAGACAAUGAUUUUCUUGAUCAUGUCACACUCAUGGACCUUCCUGGAAACGGUGACUCUAACAGAAGCAGAGAUCAAAUGUGGACAGAGCUUAUUGCCAGUUGUUCUACAGUGUGGAUUGUGACUGAAAUGACUCGAGCAGCAUCAGAAAGAGAAGCCUGGGACAUCCUGGAAGGUGUCAGCAGCCUGCUGGGAAAUGGUGGCGAGUGUCAGCAAAUUCAUUUUAUCUGCACCAAGUCAGAUCAUGAAAAACCAGAUGAUAUAAACAAAGUCAAGAAAGCAGUGAUGAAUGCAUUCAAAAAGCGGGAAACGAUUACGAAUCACUUCAGUGAGGAUAGUUUCCAAGUCUUCACAGUGAGCACCAAAGAGUUCCUCAAAGGGGAGAAUGUAAAUCCAGAUGUCAAUGAAAUACUGAAACUCAAGGAAAUUUUGAAAAAUCUAAAUGACGCUCAUUCAGAGACCUCAAACUAUGUGUCUGGAGCUCAUGGGAUUCUGUCUUUGAUUCAAGGAGCCAGAAGCAGAGAAGUGGUUGAACAAAAAAACGAGGUGUGUGCAGUCCUUGAGGGAAACUUGAGCAUCCAACAUAAUCGAGUCAAAAAAGCAAUUGAAGAUAUUACAAAAGCUUUUGAACAACACCUACGUGAGGGAGUUGAAAAAUCCCAAAAUUUAUGUGAAAGAAAACUGAGGUCCUUCUUGCACCCCAGUAAAACAAGUGGCAGAUCUUUUCACAAGACACUAAAGUCUGCAGUUAGGAAUGAUGGCAUCCAGAAACCAAAGAAAGGAAAACCUAAAAACCUCAACAUGAUAUUAGCGUCUUAUUUGACUGAAAGCAUUGAUGAAAAAUUCAGAAAGACCUUCCCAAACGACCUAAAAUGUGGAAAUUUCAAUGGGGCCAUUGAUGCGUUUUCACUCAGCACUGAUUCACUGAUUGAAAAGUACAAAAAUGUCGAACUGCAACUGACAUUUCUCCAGACCGAGGUAAAAGAACUUCCCUAUCCAUGAACCUGUUAGCUUAGCUAUUAUU